Molecule: messenger RNA, 2541 nt
Organism: Galleria mellonella (greater wax moth)
Lineage: Eukaryota; Metazoa; Arthropoda; Insecta; Lepidoptera; Pyralidae
Gene: wls
Product: protein wntless
Exons: 1
Coding region: 107-1735 (542 amino acids)
Biological process (GO): Wnt signaling pathway; intracellular protein transport; Wnt protein secretion
Cellular component (GO): endomembrane system; organelle membrane
Molecular function (GO): Wnt-protein binding
Source: RefSeq, a predicted model, not a curated record
UACAGCGCAUGUCAAAUCGAAGCGCGUCGAAAAAAAAUAAGAACAAUGGACUCUUCUCGUUGAUUUUAUUUCGUGUUCAAUUGUAUUGUUUGAUUUAAUUACCAAAAUGACUGGGACGAUAAUUGAAAACCUUAGCGGGCGUAAACUAGCCGUGUUAAUGACCUUUUUAUUGUUAUGUCAAAUAACGUGUUUUCUAAUCGGCGGUUUAGUCGCACCCACGCCAGCGAACGCAAAUUCUAUCCUCGGUACUGUGUGUCAAGAUACUUCUACAGUGAAAAAUGACACGACAAAGUGGUUUUAUAAUCGCGGACGCGGUUCUUGUAAAUCGAUCAACCUCGAAGAUUUGCAUCAGGACAUUUCCGAAGCGGACAUCGUUUUUGCGUUUCAAAUGCCGAUUCCUCGCGAUAGCAAUACAUUAGACUAUUCUAGAUGGCAACAGAACUUAAUUGGGGUGUUGCAAUUCGAAAUAAAGUACCAUUCUCAGAUGGAAGUGAAGCCUCGCAGUGUUGUCACGAUAGAUGCGCGGCUCGCUUAUCAAAACAAGGGCGAUCCGGAAGAUGAAUGGAAGCUAUACACUCAGUCCAUAGAAAAACGGCACCUCGAUUGUUAUAUUCACAAUGACGAGUAUUUAUACAACUGUUCAGCCAUACCACUGUUUGAACUCGGCUCAUUAUACCAUGAUUUUUAUUUACUCAACGUCAGACUGCCUGUUGACACGCCUGAUAUGAACACUAACAUUGGACACCUACAAGACCUUUGGCUGACCGUCAUCCAUCAAAAUGGAGGUUUCACAAUGGUUUGGGUAUCAUUAAAAACUGUAUUUUUCCCAUGUAUCAUAGCUAUUUUGGUAUGGUUUUGGAGGCGCAUUCAUAUGUUACAGAGAAAACCUGUAUUACUUGAAAAGAUGUUACUAUGUUUAGGAUUGGCUUUAUGUCUGCUUAAUAUGCCACUUGAGUAUCUGACGUUGCAUUUUGACCUUCCAUUUAUGUUACUACUGGGAGACAUAAGACAGGGUGUAUUUUAUGCUAUGCUGUUCUCCUUUUGGCUCAUAUUUGCCGGGGAGCACAUGUUAAUACAAGAUAUAUCAGCACAAAGCUCACUAAAACAAUACUGGCGUCAUUUGAGUGCUGUUGCAAUGGGGUGCAUUUCUUUAUUUAUCUUUGAUAUGUGUGAACGUGGGGUGCAACUUCGGAAUCCAUUUUACUCUAUCUGGGUGACAGACAUCGGAACCAAUCUGGCAUUAACAUUCAUUAUACUGGCUGGGAUAUCGACUGGAGUGUACUUUUUAUUCUUAUGCUACAUGGUGUGGCAAGUUUUUAAGAAUAUAUCUAACAAACGGCAGACCCUACCCACCAUGUGCUCUGUGAGGCGCUUGCACUAUGAAGGUAUUAUUUAUCGCUUUAAAUUCCUUAUGUUAGCCACACUUUUGUGUGCUGCACUGACUGUUAUUGGUUUUAUACUGGGGCAAGUUGCUGAGGGUCAGUGGAAAUGGGAUGAAAACAUUGAGAUCGAAUACACCUCGGCAUUCUUCACUGGCGUGUAUGGAAUGUGGAACAUAUACAUAUUUGCACUACUGGUUUUGUAUGCACCGAGUCACAAGCGUUGGGCUGUCACUGAGAAUACAUCGGACACCCAGAAUUUAAGUGAGGAGAUUGAAUUCAAUGGAAUACCCAGUGAGACGAGCAGUGAGAUAUCUUCAUUGACAUCAUAUAUAAGGAAAGUCAAUAUUGAUUAAAUUGUUUAUGGCCUAAAUAUGAAAUAUAGUUGAGUAUUGCUUAACUUGUAUGAUGAAGUAAUACUUAGUCUCAAGGAAAUAGUCAUAUAUCUUAUCAUUGGUAAACAACUAUAACAGUAUUUAUUUAAGGAACAAGUUUUGUACUAAACUGUUUAUUAUGGAAAUGUAUUCCUUAUUAGGUUACAUUUAUUUUAUACUGUGUAAUCUAUGAAGCAAUAACCACUUAGUAAUAAGAUAUUCAAGUAGCUUUCUAGUACUAUGGAGAACUGUAAACUGACUAAUAUAAACUAAUAAUGGAUCUCAAAUUUGAAUAUUAAUUAUGACAGCCAUAAAGAAUUUGUAGAGUAUUUUUAUAAAGCAGCUUCUAGUUCCAGUCUGAGUCAUUUAAAUAUACAACUGGUUUUUUGACCUUGACUGUAUCCAGUCUGUGCUUCCAAUUGUGUGGUCGUGAACUUUUAGAAUAUAAUUCAGUCAUUUGAUUAACAAGUUUUAUUGGAGAUCCCAGACAAUUUUUGAGAACAUUUACCUAAUUGGUCCCUACAUUAAAAUGUAUCUCUCUCUAUAAAAUCCAGUGCAUUUUAAAAAUAUGUUUACUUUGUCAUGAUUAUUUUUACUUAUCUCUUCUGUGAUAGAUUUAUAUUUUAUAUUACCUUUAACAGUAUUGCUAGAUUUAUUUUUGUGUUGCCAGCCGUCUAACUUGUAUGUUAUUUGUAAGUUUUAACUUAAAUAUUGGUAGUUUUUUAGUAACCCGUAAAGUAUUUGUACCCAUUUAGAUACAUAAUUGAUUAAUAAAGUUAUUGAAUUCA